AUGGCUGAGAAGAAAGCUCAAACUCAAACUGCCUCAGUUGAUCAGCCAGAAAUGGUUGUUCUUCUAUUGCUUGCUAUUAUUCUUGUCGGAGUUGUUAUUGCUAUUCCAAUCAUAUAUACAACUGGAAGAAAUCCAGCCGAUUCUAUCGAUCAAAGUAUAACAAAUGUCUCAACAGAUUAUACAAAAAAUGAAUGUACACAAACAUUUUCAAAUGUCGAAACAAUAGCUUAUUUAACUUAUCAGGAACCAUUUCCAUUUAAACUUCAUACUUAUAUCUAUCGUCCAACAGUUAUUACAACAAGAUUAUCAGUCAUGUUUGCAUUUCGACAUGAUACUAGCUCUUGGUCAUUAGAUAAAAUAUCAUUUAAUGAUACAACAAAUGAUCAAGCUCUUUUUACAGACGGAGAUUUUGAAUCAAAUUAUUUAAAUAAAAAUUAUGAGCAAUGCAUUUUAUCAAAUACACGAAGUUCAAUAACUGAUAUUUUAUUUGAUAAUCCUUAUUCAAACGAUUUUUAUUAUAAUGAUCAAACAAAUGUUGGAAUGACUUAUUUAAGUCAACAAAUUGAUGUUAUUGGUGGAAGAUAUUAUAAUAUAUCUUUUUAUCUUGAAAAUCGAGGUUAUCCAAACAAUACUUUUCUUCUUCUUAUUGGUUAUUAA
Rotaria socialis is the source of this 657-nucleotide messenger RNA. The record is from the annotation of a GenBank genome assembly. Lineage: Eukaryota; Metazoa; Rotifera; Eurotatoria; Philodinida; Philodinidae.